AUGUUGUCACGGUUUCAUCCUUACCAUGGCUCAAAUAUUAUUUUAUUUGAGGACAAUACAGUAGCAUACCGAAAAACCAGUUUUGCUCACGGUUUGACAUUUAGUGAAAAGCCUUUAUUACCAGGGGAAAUAUUUUUAGUAGAGAUAGAAAAAACGGAACGUGGUUGGAGUGGUCAUAUGCGACUUGGUCUUACUUUGCUCGAUCCACAAACUGCUGCUUUAGGUGAUAAAGGUCUGCCACAGUAUGCAUUACCUGAUCUCGCUAACACUGGUAUGUCGUGGAUAUUUCCUAUAACAAAGUGUCAAAAUAAUGUUUUAAACACAUAUGAACUUGUAAAUCAAGGGCCAAGUCGUCGCGACAGCGAACCGCGAGUGUCAGUUUUAGGGAAUGGGCACAAUGUAAGGACUCCUAGAGGUAUUGUUUCUAAAAUGAAUCUUAAGCCUCAGAAAGGUACCGCACAAGGUAUUCUACCUAUGGAUGCCGGUAGUCGUAUAGGAGUAAUGUUUGUUCCUUGCCCUAAGAGCAGUAAAGAUGAACCAGAUUUAGCUGAAAUGCAUUUUAUAAUAAAUGGAGAGGAACAAGGACCUUGUACUAAGGCUAUUCCUUAUACCACUGGUUUCCUACAUGCAGUGGUUGACGUAUAUGGAACAACCAAACAAGUCAAAAUUAUUCAGCUGUAUGAAGUGAAAUCUCUACAAAAUAUAUGUCGAGAUGCAAUACUCCAGUUUGUAAAGAAUAAUUCUGUGAAAUCUUUACCCCUGCCUCAGUGUUUAAAAGACUUUUUAAUGUCA
Messenger RNA from Brenthis ino (lesser marbled fritillary), 792 nucleotides. The record is from the annotation of a GenBank genome assembly. Lineage: Eukaryota; Metazoa; Arthropoda; Insecta; Lepidoptera; Nymphalidae.